Messenger RNA from Clarias gariepinus (North African catfish), 1361 nucleotides. RefSeq names its product X-linked retinitis pigmentosa GTPase regulator-interacting protein 1-like. The transcript has 2 exons. Lineage: Eukaryota; Metazoa; Chordata; Actinopteri; Siluriformes; Clariidae. The coding region runs from base 101 to 652 and encodes 183 amino acids. The record is from RefSeq and is a predicted model, not a curated record.
CCUGGCAGGGCAGGUGACAUCACGCGGGGCGGUGACCUGUGGCCGUGGCGGUUUAAGGUGCGUGCGCGCGCCCCCGGGCUCCUCAGCAUCCUCAGCAGUGAUGGAGCUGAAGCGCGUGGUGGGCCAGUGCGCGCCGCUCUUCUUCCUGGCGGUGACCUUCGACGUGGUGGGCUUCCUCGUGCUGCUGGUGGGCCUGGCCGCGUCCCCGCAGCUCGGAGGCCGGUAUUACGGGGACUUCCUGGCGCUCACCGGCGCAGUCUUCAUGUUCUUCGGCCUGGGCAUGUGGGUGAUGUGGUACGCGGGAAACCUCGGGGUAGAUGGCAAGAGGCGCACCGGAUUCGGCAGGAUCGCCAGGCAACUGAGCUCGCUGCGGGGGGCAGGAGGGGGGUGGAAAGAGGAGGAAGAGGAGGAUGAAGUGGAGGUGUACGUGGACGAGGAGGAGAAGAAGGAGAAAGGGGUAGAGGAGGAGAAGGAGAAAGAGAAGGGCCAGGAGGAGGAGGAGAAGGAGAAGGACGAAGAGGAGGACAAGAAGAAGGAGAAGGAGGAAGAGGAGAAGGAGGAAGAGGAGAAGGAGGAAGAUGGAGGAAAGGGCGAGGAGAACGGUGCUUACACCAACGAAGCCUACGAGCCCACGGACAACGAGAUCGUCUAAGAGCGGGUUUCCUCGACGUCGACGCCCUUGUGGAGGAUUCCAUCACCUCAGAAAUCAGAACUUGUACCUAUUUUAUCGUCACUUUACUUCACUGUAUUUCUGCCUCAAAUCUGAACACACACCUGUGAGCACUGUACAUCCAUAGAUAUAUAGAUAUAUUUAUAUACAUGCACACAUACUGUACACAUCUACUGUAUCAGGUGCACACGCUGUGUGUGUGUGUGUGUGUGUGCUCUUUAGGGGAAGUCUUUGUUUGUUUCUCGUCUAAAGUUUCAUCAUUGUUUGCACAAUUUUUUUUCCUCUCUCUGAGCUUGAGCCACUCGCCCGCCCGGUGUUUGUUCUGCCAGGGUGUUGUGCUCCAGCGAGAGGAUUUCACUGUCAAACCGGACGAGGCUGGAUGCAAACGCCGGGCUUAUGUGGGCUUAGCUUACUCUCACUUACGAGGAGCUUUUAUCGUAAUAAAAAGAAGAAAGAGAGCGAGAGAGACAGGAAGUGAGAGUGGUCAGACUGGUUUUAAUAAAAACGUCUUUGGUUUCACCGUGUCCUGGAAAAUCACCAACGUCCAGAACCGCUCAGCUUCAUCACUCACGCUCAGCUUACACUCUUUUAUUGUAUUUAUUUAUUUAUUUAUUUAUUUAGUCACUGUCACUUUACAUCAUCACAACAUACACCUUUAUCAGUUGAUUAAUUAUCUACUGGUUGUAUAAAG